Molecule: messenger RNA, 880 nt
Organism: Anthonomus grandis grandis
Lineage: Eukaryota; Metazoa; Arthropoda; Insecta; Coleoptera; Curculionidae
Exons: 4
Coding region: 1-720 (239 amino acids)
Source: RefSeq, a predicted model, not a curated record
AUGUUGUACGAAGUGAGAUUCGCCAACUACGGAUCAGAAACGAUCUACGCGGUCUUUCUGUUGACACUCGCGGAGCGACGGAUCAAGGAUGAGCGUACUAAACUUGAGCAGAAAAAACAGGAACUCGAUGAGCAGGAGAAGCGCCUGUUAGAGUUGAAAAAAGAAAUAGAAGGAUGUAGUAUUAGUGGCAAUCCUAAUACGCAUCCAUCUACUUCCGCUUCUACUCAAUCUGCUCAAGUGCAAAAUCAAAACGCCAUCAUCGUCACUACUGGUGUUCGUCAAAAUGAGACUGAAAUACAAAAUCAUGAUGAAGGUGAAGGGGCGUCAAGGGAAGUCGUCCUAGCCGUUACAUCUCCGGUGCCAUCUACGAGCAUUAGUGCAGAUAAUCAGGUGACGACACAACCAGAAAUAAAGAAAUAUUUUCCAAUAUUUCUUCAACAAAGAAAAGAAGACGCAAAAAAGGAACAGAAGAAUAAAACACUAGAUUUUUGGACAGACAAGGACAUAAGCAACUUAAUAUCUAACGUUGUCUAUGCAAAACAACAUAACAACUGUUACUAUAUUAAAUAUGCUUGGCAAAAAAUGGGCAUGACAAGGAGCAUCAAAGCCUACAGAAAUAAAGUCGAAUCUCUUAUGAAGCAGUGCAAUCAAAAUAAAAUGGCAUUCAUCACCUCAUAUAAUAUAACAGCGAAAGAUGCUGAUAUAUUCAUAAGAACAUAGAUUAUUCCCUAUUUUCUUUUGUACUUACCAUUAAAGUACAAUUAGAUUUAGGUAUAAUUGACGGCAACGAUAAUCUAUUUUCUUUGAAUUGAUUAUCCGGACAUAUUUAAUAGCCUUUGAAUGAAAUUUUCUAUGGACAGUGUGCUACUGUGCUUCUUAA